UAAGAGAUCGGGCGUUCCACUCGAAAGGAUUUGCUCGCCAGAACACGCGGCAGCGCCAUCUGUUGACGGUUCUUGCGGUGAAACUAAUGACUUGCAGCAUAUCGGAAAAGUUUGAAGAGCACCACAUGUACGACUUAAGAAGAGGGGGUGAUGACCAGGAUGUAACGUCACCUGUUUUCAACGUGACUGAAGUUGGCAAGUACUCGCAGGUCGUGUGUACUCUGGUGCCGCCAAUGACCUCUCAGCCAGCAUUGCACGAUUUCAGAUUCACAAUCGUGACAACGCCAUGGAUCUCUAACAGCUUACCAGCUCAAAAGCGCACAAUUUACAACCUAAAGAAGUGUGCGUCUCAGAGAAAAGCUUAUUCUUCCCACACUGAUGGAAACAUGCAAAUGAAAAUCAGAUUUUAGUUAUCAGAAUCAAUGACAAGGCAUAAAAAAACACAAAAUCAUAACAAUGGUAAUUGUAAUAAUGUAGCACAGAAUUUGCAACAUGGAUUGGGUGAAGAGGCUUCAAUAUACGACCCUUGCUUUUUGGGACAUGAUGUUGGUGAUCCAAACAGAUCACAUGUCUCAAACUGCCAAGGAAUGGAAGAACAUUCCAUUCCUCUCCGAAUGGAAAGAUUACAAUCAAUGUCCCUUCCCCCACGUGAUAUAAUGCCAUAUCACAUAAGAUACCCAAUUUCAAAUUCUGAAGCAAUAGAUCCAAGAUCAAGACCUUUUCCAGUAAUGGAUGCUGAAUCAAUAAUGCAUUCCUCCCAGCAGUUACUGGCUCAUGAAAUAAUUGCAUCAAACCUAUUUAAUCGCUGCCAUUCACCAUCUGCUCACAUCUCUCGGCGAGAUUAUGUACCAUCAAAUUUGGAAUAUAGUGGUACAAGUGAUAGUGGGGGAGAGAUUGUUGCCACUCCUCCUACGACAAGUCGUCGUUUUGGCAUAGUACCUGGAGAAGCACCUGUCCGAAGAUCACCACCAUCAGUAAGAGCAAGUUCAGGUGAAGACUUCGAUGUAGAUCCAUACAUGGAGACAGUAUUUCGUAAAGUUACUGUGAAGAAGCGCCGACAGGAAACUCGCCAAAUUUUUGAUAGAGGGGCGGCGGGGCGGCCGCGGCGCAGCACGCGCAGCCUGCGCGUGUCGGAGGUGAGCCGGCGCGUGGCGCCGUGCGCCGCCGAGCCGCUGGAGCGCGAGCCGCUGGAGCUGAGCGCGGGCAUCCUGCAGCCCGACGGCGACGACUAUCGCCUCGUCUUCAUCAGCUCCGAGGACUCGUCCUCCAAGGAGGAAGAGGAGGAGGAGGAGGGCGAGGGCAGCCACUCGGAGGACGCGGACGCCGACAGCUCGUCGAGCUCGUCGACGGCGCCGGGGCUGGCGCUGGACGAGUGCGACUGGGACUACUUCGAGCCCGGGCGGGCGAGCGCGCUGCGCGACUGGGCGCGCGCGGGGGGCGCUGGCGUACUUCUAAUGGAAAUAAAGCAGAUCAAUGUUAGUUGUGUACAAUCUUUAAGUAUAUACUUUUAUGAGAAGAAAGAAAACAAUUUGCCUAAGGAAAGAUUCAAACUACUAAACGUGUAUAGUAUAUAUAGAUAUAUAAGAUAUAUAGAUAUUGAUAUA
Messenger RNA from Gryllus bimaculatus (two-spotted cricket), 1604 nucleotides. The record is from the annotation of a GenBank genome assembly. Lineage: Eukaryota; Metazoa; Arthropoda; Insecta; Orthoptera; Gryllidae.